UACUGACACUUUGCAGACUCGGGAUGCUCUCGUAUAUAACUCAGAUAGGGAGUCUUCUGCUGGUCUGUCAGAGCCUUCUUGUUCAGUGUCUAAAGAAGUAUGUAACCAAAAAGAAAUAGAUCCACAGGUCCACUCCUGUAGUUUGCAUGAAGUUUCAACUAAAGUUAAAUCGGAAGAGUUAAGAAAGGCCUGUCAAUUGGGAAUUAAUGGCACAGAAAGUGAAUCACUUAGAGGUGCUUUAGCUUUCCAUGAUGACGUUAUAGAGGCACAGAGCAUAACUAAAGUUAAACCAAAGGAUCUGAUUGAGAUUGACAGUUUACAUCUGGUAUUUCAAACUUCAGUGGAUGGCUCUGAAGGUGAAAAUGGAGAUCUAGAUGUCAUUUUUCAGCAGCUUGAUACUGAAGGGAGAGUCUAUUGGGCAGAACCAAUCAAUAUUUCCAAUCCAACUCCGGUGCUUGAGGAGUCAUGCAGCAUUGAAACUUCAGAUGGCCCUCCUGAAACACAUUGGCCAAGAGGACCAGAAGCUCAAGAUUCAUUUUCAUCCACAGACAGAGCUAUGCCUUUCUCUUAUUCAUCCUUAUCAACAGUUGACACUGAACAAACCGCAAGAAGUGGAACUUCCUUCACAGAUACACCCCCCUCCUUCAUUCUAGCCCCCUUUGAAAUCCCAGACCUCAAGCCACCAGGCUGCUCUGUUUCUGUUCAGAUGUCUUCAUCUCCAUCUUCUCAUAUUGUCCAUAGGAAGGAUAUUCCCUAUAUGAGUGAAUCAAAACGCACUCUUCUCCAUAGUGUUCUACCUUUAGACACUUCAACCCCUUUCCGUGCUGUCCAGUCAUGGACAGAUCUGCAGAUUCAAGGAAACACCGUCACCAAGAAAUUAUCACAUGGAGCUCUUCAUACAGUCCCAAAGUUUGCCGCAUCCACAGCUGCCUCAGAAACGACUCAAAGACCUACGUUGAUUUUCUCUUCAUCUUCGUCUUUCCCUCUGCUGUCUUACGAUGAGCAGUCACAUGACUGUCUCCCUGGGAUGGCUAGAAAUUACAAUGCUAUGUCAAUCUCUGUGGAUAAAGAGCUGUGGCCUGGUGAAGAGGAGGUGGACAGGAGUGAAAAUGUGGACAAGGACAAGCUUUGGGAGGGCAAUCAAGUAGCCACCAUGCCAUGCUACUGCACCUGUGACCAUCAGAACAACAAGCAACACACUCUAGGACACAUUGCUUACUCUUUGGAUGAUUUGGAGGAGAUGAUGCUGUGUCUGCAGCAAUUUUUCUCUGUGCUCUGCAACAUGGAGGAGCAGCUCUCUGAAGACCAGGCUGCAGUUUACAGUGUUCUCUCUAACCAGGACAGGGAGAAGGUUCAGGACAUACAGGAGCUGAGACGAGCAGUGAAAAAGGAGGCUGCAGAGUUGGAGAAACAGUUGAAUGAACUGGCCCAUCACUAUGAUAAUAGCUUGAAAAUGAAGAUGCACAGACUCUUGGAUGAGCAGUCUCUGCUCUGCUCUCAACUCAGAGUCUUUCUACCUGGAAUGGUGUCCGAAAAUAAGACAGUUGCCACCCAGCGCUGUCUUCUGCCCUGGACCACAACGGCUGAUGUGCAGAAUGGCCACGCCUCCUGUAUAACCUGGAACAUGGACUAUGUCAGACAGUCACCUCCUGAAUCAGAGAGCACCUUCAAAGACGUCAGCUGUUCCCCCACUAAGGCAGACAAGCUAGACAUAGUGGGCAUCCUCCAGAGACUAAAGGAGUCUUUGCGUCACUCUGUGAAUACAGACUCAGUGGACUAAAGGACAAGGCAUGGUGUGACCCAUUGCAGAGGAUCAUAGCCAUCGAUGGAAUUCUGAAAGGAAGUGGAUAACUUUCAAUCUGUCAUAUGAACCUGAAGCUUUUUUUUAGCAUGCAGAUGCACAUCUGUAUGUUAAUACUGAUUAUGUAGGAGCUUAUUUUUUUGUUACUGGACGGAAUUUAGCUCCUAUUGUUUUUCAAUUUAUAGUUCAAUCAAUAUUUGUCAGAGGUGGGGGACUAGAGUCACAUCAGUUGACUGGAGUUGCAAAUUUGAAGACCUGUGACUUGCUUGACUAGAGUUAAAGACUUUUCUUGACUUUGACUUGGUAUUCAUGACUUGAGACUCAACUUUGGCAUGAGGCAGAUGACUGGAAAGGACUUGACUGCGAGUGCAGUGAAGACAUACAGAGUGACGGUGUCUGACAGUGAUAUUAGUCUCUAUACUACCACAGUGCUGUGUCAGCUACACGACACUGUGAACAUCUAAGUUGAGUGUGUGGACAGUCUGGCUAUUUGUUGGUGAAUAAAUGCAACUCAACAAGACUCAAGCUCAGUUUCCGUGUCAUGCCACCAGCUGAUUAAAGUGAAAUGGGCUAACCCUGACAUUUAAACCUCAGCCCUGCUUUGGGGCUUCAGAGUGAUUAUACCUGGUCCACCUUAAAUGUUGGUCCUUAAGUUUGUUGCUAACCCCUGGGUUUCACUUUAAUCAGCUGGUGGCAAGCAAGACAUGGGAAGC
Molecule: messenger RNA, 2514 nt
Organism: Acanthopagrus latus (yellowfin seabream)
Lineage: Eukaryota; Metazoa; Chordata; Actinopteri; Spariformes; Sparidae
Exons: 6
Coding region: 557-1780 (407 amino acids)
Source: RefSeq, a predicted model, not a curated record